AUGACAUCAAAUACAUUCGUUAUCGUUGAUGACGAAAAAUAUUUUACUUUUUCCAAUAAUAACAUGCCACAAAAUACUGGUUUUUAUUCAUUUGAUAAAAAACAUGCUCCAGAUCAUGUUAAAUAUAAAACGAAAGAAAAAUAUCCUAAAAAGGUUUUAGUUUGGUUAGCUUUAUCAGCAAAAGGUUUUUCAAAACCUUUUAUUGGAACUGCAAAAGGUCCGGCUGUUACUGACGAUGUUUACAUUGAUCAAUGUUUAAGCAAACUUCUUUCAUUUAUUAAGGAACACCAUGUUCAUGAUGAUUAUGUAUUUUGGCCUGACUUAGCAUCUUCACAUUAUGCCAAAGAAAUAACAGAAUGGCUUAUUCAACAUAACAUCAAAUUUAUAUCGAAAGAAGUAAAUCCACCAAAAGUUCCAAAAGCUCAACCAAUAGAAGAUUUUUGGUCGAUGCUUGCUGAUAAAGUAUAUGAAGGAGGUUGA
Rotaria sp. Silwood2 is the source of this 480-nucleotide messenger RNA. The record is from the annotation of a GenBank genome assembly. NCBI's taxonomy places the organism in Eukaryota, Metazoa, Rotifera, Eurotatoria, Philodinida, Philodinidae.